UUGUUUCAACAAUAUAUUUGGUAAUUUAACAAGUCACAAAGACGUAAAGAUUGAUAAUAUAUUAUUAAAAUAUCACUGUAAAAAUUGUCAAAAUAAUACUAUACCCUCCUAAUAAUUUAAAGCUAUAAAUAACCGGGUUUUUACCAAAAUAUUAUAACAACUAUCAUAUUAAAAAGAAUAUUAUCAAGAUAUCGUUAUAAUAUUAUCAAAUUUAAUAUGUUAUCUUUUAAUUCAACCAUUGUAACUAAAUAACGAUUUAUACUUUUUUUUCACUGUUUGAAAGCACACGUUGAAAUAAUUGUUACUGGUGUACUUGAAGUUUAUGCAGCGGUUUUUGACAUUGUGUCAUUAUAGUAGAAUAUAGUACUUGAUCAGCUGUGUAUGAAUAUAGUAUAUAUAAUAUAGGUAAUUAAAAACUGUUAAGUAUAUAGUGAGUAAUAACAAUUAGAAAAAGUGUUUGAAGAUUUUCGCCUUGUUACAAACAACAAAGUUACACACAUUUUGUGGAAGAAUUUGAAGUUGUUUAAAUAAGUGUUGUCUAGACUCUGCUAUUUACAUUCAUUUGAAAAAAUUGAAGUAUACAGUUAUUACUUUGUUGUUAGAACGAGUGUUGUCUAGACCCUGCUGUUUACAUUCAUUUGGAGAAUUUGAAGUAUACAGUUAUUACUUUGUUGUUAGAACGAGUGUUGUUUAGACUCUGCUGUUUACAUUCAUUUGAAGUAUCAUACAGUUAUUGUUUUGUUGUUAGAACGAGUGUUGUCUAGACCCUGCUGUUUACAUUCAUUUGGAGAAUUUGAAGUAUAUAGAUUUAAUUUCUAAGCUUAUAUUAGAUUGUUAACUAUAAGCUACUACUUGGUUUUAAAAUGAUUUGUUUUAUAUGUGAAUUGAACUUUGGAAAUUGGAAAGCAUUAGUAUGUCAUUUUAAAAUAUUUCAUUCAUUAAAAAGCCAUAGUACUUAUAGAUGUGGCGAAGGUAAAUGUAAACAAUCUUUUCAGUCCUUAGCUACAUUUAAAAGACAUAUUCAUGCUAAGCACUUCCCAGAACUACAAUUAAUUUUUCAAAUUCCUGAACAACCUUGUACCAAUUCUUCACUACCAUCUCUUAACGCUGAAACUAGUCAUAGAAAUAUUCUUUUAACUGAAAAUGAAAAUGCUGAAAUUCCAUUUAAUUUUGAAGUAGUUAGUGAAUUGUUAUACAAGUCAGCUGUAGAACUGGUUGUUAAUUUACAUAGUAACAAUAAUUUUUCUAGAGUAGACAUUGUAAAUAUUCAAGUUGGUAUAGUAGAAAAGAUUUUAACUCCUAUUGUGUCCAUGUUAAAAAAAGUUGUAGAAGAUGAAAUAAAAGAGCCUAUUUUACUUUCUAAAUUUCACAGAGUUGCAUCCGUCAUCGAAAAUACUUUUCUUUACUGUAGCACUGAAUAUCGUUUAUUAGAUUGGCUUAUUAAUAAUGAAUUUUUGUCCAAAAUAAAUCAGUUUACUAUAAACAAUGAAAUUUGUCCAGUUCAACAUAUUGGUGAAACUAUAUUUGAUGAGAAAAAUACAACAGGUGCUUUAUUACCAUUAAAAUUCCAGUUUCAAAAAUAUUUUGAACAAGGUUCCCUGAUACUAGACUAUUUUAAAACACACAAUAAACUGAACGAUGGUAUACGGGCAACAUUAGUAGACAUACUUAUUGCACAAGUACUGUCCCAACAAAUACCUAUGUCAGUAAGUUUGGCAGAAUCACUAGCAAACCAAAUUAUUGCUAUGUUUAAAACAGAAGUUAAGGAUACAUAUUUCAUGAAAAUUGGUUGUAACAAAAAUCCCAAAGGGAAAUUGUACUCCAAGUAUUACAACUCUGUAAGAAAUAUGAAAAAUACUGGAUUAAUACCUACAACAAUCAUUAAAAACAAAAUAAUCACCGACAAAACACAGAAAAAUGGCUGGUUCGAAAAAGACUUAGUAUCUGAAAGUGAAAUAGAUUCUAUACUAGAUGUAUUGAAAUACAAUGACACUACAUUCCCAGAACUAGAAUCGAACUGGAAAGCUACUGUAAAUUAUAGAUUGAAUGAUAUUAAGAAUUCUGGAUCGACUACAGACAUUUUAAAGAAUUGGAAACAAUAUAAAGUUCCUUACGGCCAUAAAUUGAUUGAUAUUGAUUACAAUGUUCUAUUUCCUACUAAUAUUAAUAUAUAUCAAGACUUCAAGGACAAAUCGGAAAAAAUUUUUAAAUUAUUCGAUGAAAAAAUCAAAGAUUUAAACAGCCGAAAAAUAUUGGACACCUUAAAAAAUACAAAUGAAAUGAAUAUUAAUGAUAAUGUCAAAAAUUGUGUAUUGGUAUAUUUGCUGCAUGCUCUUUUUGCUCCCACUUCCAGAAAACUUACCAGAGAUGAAAAAGGAAAAAAGAAUGUAAUAAAGUAUUCAAUUAAAGAUUCACAAGACAGUUUAAUAGUAUUUGGUGAAUCCGUUGAUGUAAUGCAGCAACACUUAGAACAACUUAAAAGUCGCGGGGACCCUAUCCAACCAUUCAUUUUAGUUGUAGGAACUAUUUUUCAUCCUAAAGAAAUUUUAGUAUAUUUUGACACAAUUAUGUAUAAAGUGCAUUCUAUACUAAGGGCUAUAGAAGUAUGUUACAAAAUUUUCUACUUAUUCAACUUGGAAUACCCAAGUCAAUCAUCUAUUGUUUGGUUAUUCAUACAAAACUUCUUUUUUGGUGUAACAUCUAAAUAUGAUACUCCUCACCCAAAAUUAGUUCAAAUUUUAUAUGACUUAAAAAAUUAAUAAUUUUUGUAUUUUUCUAUAAUAAUAUUUUUAAAAACUUAAUUAAGUAUCACGUCCCCUUAAGCUGAAUAUUUUUUAUUACCUAUUUAUACUGAAAAGGAAUCAGAUUUAAAAUACAUAAAUUAACUGAUUGU
This is a messenger RNA of Metopolophium dirhodum (rose-grain aphid), 2893 nucleotides long. RefSeq lists its product as uncharacterized. The record is from RefSeq and is a predicted model, not a curated record. Bases 864 to 2759 code for a protein of 631 amino acids. The transcript has 10 exons. Lineage: Eukaryota; Metazoa; Arthropoda; Insecta; Hemiptera; Aphididae.